UUUAUAAAUCGGGUUCGGGAUUCGAAUUUAAUGUUUAUUUAUGCUAAAAUACAUAGGUGAUAGGAUUGCCUGUUCAAAUCAUAGACAUAGAUAGGCAUGUCUGAUCUUAGGAAGAGACAACGGAACGAAGAUGUUGUGGAAUCUCCACAUUCAGAUGAAGACGAGGCUGUAGACCUUCCUGGUAAUCCUCAGCUGAAAGACCCUCAAUCUAUUCCACAGGGCUCAGACAAAACAACAGAAGCACUUGACACUGCACUAAAAGAUUUGACGCCACGGUGGAGAAACUGGAUUAUUCGUGGAAUAUUUACCUGGUUGAUGAUAUUUGGUUUCUUCUUUUUGGUAUAUCUUGGACCACUGGCUCUAGUAUUAACAAUAUUUGCAAUACAGAUUAAGUGUUUCCAUGAGAUCAUAACAAUUGGAUAUGCAGUGUACAAAUCGUAUGAUCUUCCAUGGUUUCGAACACUCAGCUGGUACUUUCUAUUCACAUCCAACUACUUUUUUUAUGGAGAAAGUCUCAUUGAUUACUUCGGGGUUCUGCUGCAUAGAAUGGAGUUCCUGCGGUAUCUGGUAUCCUUCCACAGGUUCAUUUCUUUCUCCCUGUAUGUAGCCGGAUUUGUUGGAUUUGUGUUUAGCUUGGUGAAAAAGCACUACCUGAAACAGUUCACUCUGUUUGGAUGGACCCAUGUAACUCUGUUAAUCAUUGUGACCCAGUCCCAUUUAAUAAUUCACAAUGUCUUCGAAGGAAUCAUUUGGCUACUGGUUCCAGUUUCAAUGAUCAUAUGUAACGAUAUCAUGGCAUACAUGUUUGGCUUCUUCUUUGGCAAAACUCCACUCAUAAAACUCUCACCAAAGAAAACUUGGGAAGGUUUCAUAGGAGGAGCACUGUCUACGGUCCUGUUCGGGUUUUUGGUAUCGUAUGUAUUGGUACAGUUUGACUACUUUGUGUGUCCAAUUUCAUACGAUGAUGUCCGUGACAAUUUGUCAAUGGAGUGCACCCGUCAUCCUGUUUUUAUUCUGACAGAGUUUAGUCUCCCUCUUGUGACUCAGAAGUUUUUCAGCAUUUUUGGAUUGUCAAUGACCACAGUGAAAAUAUACCCUUUUAUCCUUCACUCGAUCUCAAUGUCUGUGUUUGCCUCUGUUAUUGGUCCCUUUGGAGGUUUUUUUGCCAGUGGAUUUAAAAGAGCCUUUAAAAUAAAGGAUUUUGGUGAUCUGAUUCCAGGCCAUGGGGGAAUCAUGGAUAGAUUUGACUGCCAGUUUAUGAUGGCCACUUUUGUAAAUGUAUAUUAUGCUAGUUUUAUAAGGGCACCAAAUCCACAGAAAAUUAUUCAAAGUGUGCUUCUGCUAACCCAGGAGGAACAGCUACAGGUCUUUAACAUGCUUAAGGAGAAACUUAUACAGACAGGAAUUCUCAAUGAAACUUUGUCUUGACCUAAUUUAUUUGUUAUUCAUAUUUUGUUUAAUUUGUAGUUAGUGCAGGUAUAUUUAUUUUAGAUUUUAGUAGAAUAGACUUUAAAACAAAGUAGUGUGUAUUGCUUACUUUUUAUCUUACAGGUUAUCUUAUAGGUUUUUCUGAAAGUCAUUUGAAAAGCUUAUGUAAUGGUAAGGCAUUUUCUGUCUACUCUAAAUGUGUACAAGAAUUUUGAUUCGAGUGAGAUGAUCAUCAAAAUCUUUUCAUAAUUUGUUUGUUUUAUGACAUCAUUAACUUUUCACAUUUUCAAUUACUGCUCCAGAACUACUGAGUCAGUUUUUUUUUCCAAUCUUGACUUGAAGGAUCCUUUAGAGUUGAUAUUGGAAUUAAUGCAGGGUGUUUAAACAUAUGUUCAAUAACCACUGAAUGCUUUCAUAUAAAAAGAUUAGAGUUUGGGGUCAGGAUGGGGGCACAACAGUGGUUUGAAGUUUUACGUAGAAAUAUCGAGGAAAUGUCUUUAAAACUUUUCUUCAGAAUUUCAAGAACUACAAGUCUGUAAUUUGUCAAUAUGCAAGCUUUCUUAUGUGGUUUAGAUCUAAGUUUGUUUAACCCAUAACCCCUGAAACCACAAAAAAGGAGUAAAUUUUGCAUUGUUUAAUAACAGUUAUAGCUCACGUGAGCUGGACUUUAGUGAGCUUUUCUAGUUUAAAUGUGUCAAUCAUCUUGCAUCUUUUGUCAUUGUAGUUGUUAUAACCUUUUCACAAUUUCAACUUCCCCACUUGGCCGUUUUCAUCAAAAUUUGUAACAAAGAAUCCUUCAAUACAGGAGAUUGAAACUUGUUCAAAUCAAGGGACAUGUAGCAAUGAUAAAGAAAUAGUGAAAAUAGAAUGUAGUGUUUUAAAAUUCUUCAUCUCAAAAACCACAAAAGCAAUAUAAUUUUUUCUUUGUAUGUAACAAAUAUAAUAAUGCCAGAAGUCAAUUAUUUAGAAGUCUUUUACAUUUUUCUCAAUUAUCUAUUAUUGAUACUCACUUACUUCUUAUGGAGAGACGAAGCCCAACAUGUUGAAAUAAACCAACAUAUUUUUUCCUCUGUUCAAAAGUUCAUCAGAGAUUCUGGAAGAUCUACUGUUAUUACUACCUAACACCAUGCUUUAUUCAAAUAACUGACAUUUAAUACAUGUAUAUUUAUUUAAUGUAACUAAGAAAUGAUAAUGUCUAUUUAUAAUAUUAAUUAGUAUAUUGACUGUUGUAUAUUUAAGGUGAGAACCUCACAAGUUGCAGGAACUUGUGUUCAAGCCGUUUGUAUAAUAUGCACUGACUUCUACAAUAAGAUAUAUUUAAAUCAAACAAAAGCUAAGAUUUGUUUAAAAUUUCAUUACAUGUAUAUUAUGAAGAUUCAAAUUUGUUUAAACCAUGAGCCCCAAGGCCAAGUCAUAACAGGGGUUCAAAAUUUUACUUAGGAAUAUCUUCUUGAUAACAACUAGGGUGCAAUUUGACAAAUUGAUAAGUAGUGUAGAUUCAAGUUUAUUCACACAAUGGGGCUUGUGCAAGGCCACGAUAGAGAUUCAAAGUUUUACGAAGGGAUUUAUAGGGAAAUCAAUAUAGCAGACACAGAACAGACUCAAAGAAGACACAAAAGUGUGAAAGUGGAUACAGCAGACUCGGUCUGUGGUAUGAUGUUGGAGACAGAGUUGAUACAGUCAGUCAGUGGUAUGAUGUUGGAGACAGAGUUGAUACAGUCAGUCUGUGGUAUGAUGUUGGGAGACAGAGUUGAUACAGUCAGUCGGUGGUAUGAUGUUGGAGACAGAGUUGAUACAGUCAGUCUGUGGUAUGAUGUUGGAGACAGAGUUGAUACAGUCAGUCUGUGGUAUGAUGUUGGGAGACAGAGUUGAUACAGUCAGUCUGUGGUAUGAUGUUGGAGACAGAGUUGAUACAGUCAGUCUGUGGUAUGAUGUUGGAGACAGAGUUGAUACAGUCAGUCGGAAUGAAUGCACUACCUGACAGCUCUCUAGAUGUUAAUCAAGAGAAAGUUGAUUUAAUUGAAUUUGAAUUUAAAUGCAAAUUGUUAUGUUAAUUAUAAUAGUUCUUUUUACUUUAUCAUUCAUUGUAAAUUAUUUAAGAUACAAUGUACUUACAGAACUUAGAUUUAUUUCAAUUACAAGUCCUUCACUUGUUUUUAUUUAGAAAUAAAAAAAAAAUUGCUGUGCAAA
Messenger RNA from Ostrea edulis (European flat oyster), 3618 nucleotides. RefSeq names its product phosphatidate cytidylyltransferase, photoreceptor-specific-like. The coding region runs from base 97 to 1428 and encodes 443 amino acids. Lineage: Eukaryota; Metazoa; Mollusca; Bivalvia; Ostreida; Ostreidae. The record is from RefSeq and is a predicted model, not a curated record. The transcript is spliced from 11 exons. Gene Ontology annotation, cellular component: endoplasmic reticulum membrane. Gene Ontology annotation, molecular function: phosphatidate cytidylyltransferase activity.